Molecule: messenger RNA, 1935 nt
Organism: Heterostelium album PN500
Lineage: Eukaryota; Evosea; Eumycetozoa; Acytosteliales; Acytosteliaceae
Product: telomere repeat binding factor family protein
Exons: 3
Coding region: 1-1935 (644 amino acids)
Source: RefSeq, a predicted model, not a curated record
AUGGAUUCAAAAGCCUCACCUCAAAUUGCAUUUUGGAUUCAACAUUAUCUUUAUUCAAUAGGAUCUGUUUUGCCUCUUAAGAAUUUUGAAAGUCUUUUUAAAUUCAAUUAUAAUGAAACUAAAUACAGACAACAAUUCAAUAUUUUAUUAUCAUUGACAAGAUUGGGAAACCUAUUGUCCGAUCUUGAUGAGAUCAAUGAUUACAGCUAUGAGAAUUUCUUGGAAGCCGCAUCAAUUGCCGCCGAAGUUGCUAUCACCUUUAGUCAUCUACCCAUUCUAAAGAUAUUCAUUAGAUCAUUGAUUAUUAAUGCAAUGAUAAGAAGUACAAGAGAGGAAUUGAAUGAUAAUAAGAUUAUUGCCAGUAUUGUAGAAGGAAACAUAUCGGAGGAUGAAGCAACCAAUAUCUAUUGUAAGGAGAUCUACGAAGCUGCUUUGAAGGAGAAUAGUGUUGCCGACACUGAACUGCUUAAGACCUAUUCCGCUAGUUACCUUCAGUCCACUUUCAAAGACAUCAAGUCAGCCAUCGACAAGGAGAACGUUCCAUUGUUGUUGUCUUUUUCAGAGGAUAUCAAUAGAAGUAGUGGUAUGUCAACUAGAUAUGCUCGACCAUUCUACAAGGAGGUGGAGGAAGGUGAUUUCCUAAAGUUUGAGCUUGAUACUCCAGAUGACCUCUUGGCAAAGGAUACCGCCAACUCAACAACAUCACAUCAUAGUAAUACUGAUGAUGACAACAACAACAACAAUAAUAAUAAUAACGAUAUGAUGGAUAUGGGAGGUGGUGAUUUUGAUGAUGUUGCAGAUGAUUCUCAAAAUAAUAACAAUAAUAAUAAUAAUAAUGAUGAUGAUCAAUCAAAGAACCUUACUGCUACUAUGAAAGUCAAAGGUAAAAUAGUGGAAAAGAGGUUUUGGUCGGCAGAGGAGGUCAAUUAUUUCAUUAAUCUCAUCAAGACUCAUGGUAUUGGAAAUUGGUCUGUCAUUCAGAAAGCUGGUUUCAGUACUGGCAGUUAUAAUAGAACCGCAGAAAAUCUAAAAGAUAAAUUCAGAAAUCUAAAGGCAAAGCAUGAUUUCUCGAAAUUCCCUGUUGUGGCUCCUCCUAACACCCUCAAGCCAAAGGUAAUUGUCAGUUCUGAAAGCAUAGACAAGAUGAUUUCAGCUGUAGUUUCUGAUAGUGAACAUGAACAUGAACAUGACAGUGAUAGUGAGAGUAGCAGUAGCAGUAGCAGUGGCAGUGGCAGUGACAGUGAAGAUGAUAUUUCAAUAGAUUCGAGUGAAGAGGAGACAUCGAAGCGUCACAAGAAGAAAGAGCAUUCAACUAAAAGGAAAUCUAAAAUGGAUGAGGAUAGUGAUGAAGAUGACAACAAGAGAUCAAAGAGUAAAAGAGAGAAAGAGAAGGAGAAAGAGAAGGAGAGGCAAAAAGAGAAAGAAAAAGAGAAGGAGAAGAGAGAUAAGAAAAGAGAAAAAGAAAGAGAAAAAGAAAGAGAAAGAGAAAAAGAGAGAGAAAGAGAAAAAGAAAAGCAAAACAAAAAGAAAAAGAGUACUAGAAAAGAAGAGUCAGAGCCUGAAGAUGAGAAUGAUAGUGAGAAAGAAGAAUCAUCUGUUGUAAAAAAGAAAACAAAGUCCAAGAGAGACAAAAGAGAUGAGGAUGAUGAACAACAUAGCAAGAAAAGAAAGAAACCAAGCAAAGGAUUGAUGGAAUAUGAUGAUGAAGAGAUCGAUUUCGAUAAAGAUCAAGAGGAGCAAGUACAAGAAGAGUCAGACAGUAACUCAAAGAAGAAACAUAAAUCGACACCUUCUAAAGCUAGUACUCCAUCAUCAACAACAACAUCAUCAUCGAAGAGUACAUCUACACCCAAAAAAGAUGUACCAGAUACACCAUCCAAAACAGCCAAGAAACCGGCAGCCUCAACACCGCCAUCCUCAAAAUCUAAAAAAUAA